GUAGUCGUCGGAGACUCGGAGCGCGCAAGUAAGCCACAUCAGCUAUACUCGGCUCCCGUCGCCCUGCCGACAUCAGUUAGACAACGGCGAUUUUCGACAGGCACUGGUUGUUCAGCUGGAAGGAAUAUUUCAGUCGAAAGUACCUCAUCCUGGCCAUGAAGGCGAUAAUCCUGGUAUCGUGCCUCUUGGCGGUCGUCCUCUGCGUGUUUGCCGAUGACGAAAGUUCCGCUAAAAAAGGACCGAAGGUUACGCACAAGGUCUGGUUUGACGUGGCGAUUGGAGGUAAAAAAAUUGGUAAAAUAGAAAUCGGUCUGUUUGGAAAAACCGUGCCCAAGACCGUGGAAAACUUUUAUCAACUCGCACUGAAGAAAGAGAAAGGCAAGGGAUACAAGGGCAGUUCGUUCCACAGGGUGAUUAAGAGCUUUAUGAUUCAGGGUGGAGAUUUCACUAAAGGGGAUGGCACAGGUGGUACCAGCAUUUAUGGCGACAGGUUUGAAGAUGAGAAUUUCAAGCUGAAGCACUAUGGGGCUGGUUGGCUUUCAAUGGCUAAUGCAGGAAAAAAUACUAAUGGCUCUCAGUUCUUUAUCACCACUGUAAAAACAACCUGGCUUGAUGGUAGACACGUUGUCUUUGGAAAAGUCAUUAAAGGAAUAGAUGUUGUUAGGAAAAUUGAAUCCACUAAAACUGGUGCAAAUGACAAGCCAGUUGAGCCUGUUACUAUUGAAGACUGCGGUGGCGAGGAACUCGAAGUGCCAUUUAAUGUGGCCAAAGAGGAGUCUAAGGAAUAAACCUGCCAAUAAAUCACCGUGAUAAUUUUUUAUACAAUUUUGCACAAAAUGUUCCACACUUUUUGUAAAGAAAUUCAUUAUAUUAAAUCUAUUUACUAAAAAAAAUAUCUUUUUUUUUUCUCUAUUUCUUUACAAAAUCAAAAGUGAUAUCUUAUCAGACAAGAUAAAUUUAUUUAUAAUACAUAGCAAAUCUGAGUAUGUACAAACUGUAAACUCAGUUGCUUCCCAGUGACAACUUGAAGCCAAUUACUUACUAAUGUAAUAAGAAAGUAACUAUUCACCAUUGCCUUCAAUUGGAGUUCUAUUGGAAGAUAAGAGAGUCUAAAGAUAGGGUGUAUGGGUGCGUUAACGUAAGUAAUCUAAAGCAGUUAAUGUAACUACAAGGGCGCAUUUUACGUAAACGUAUCUAUACUUUUUUUUUUUUAUAUUGUACACACAUACUUUUUAGAGUUUUUACUUAAGCGAUAGUCAACGAACGUCCCCCGGCUGUUUUAUAAAUAUAUGUAUAACUUGGG
Copidosoma floridanum is the source of this 1303-nucleotide messenger RNA. It is a transcript of the gene Ppib, whose product is annotated as peptidylprolyl isomerase B (cyclophilin B). Gene Ontology annotation, cellular component: cytoplasm; intracellular membrane-bounded organelle. The record is from RefSeq and is a predicted model, not a curated record. Gene Ontology annotation, biological process: protein folding; protein peptidyl-prolyl isomerization. NCBI's taxonomy places the organism in Eukaryota, Metazoa, Arthropoda, Insecta, Hymenoptera, Encyrtidae. Gene Ontology annotation, molecular function: cyclosporin A binding; peptidyl-prolyl cis-trans isomerase activity.